AUGGAUCUUGAACCAAGUCUCUUCGAUGAUCUCAUUCAUGAUAUUGGAGAACGAGCGCAGGGGGUGUUUCUUUGGGUACGUCUCGUUGUCAAGUCGCUCCGCAACGGCAUCAUCAACGAGGACCCUGUGUCCCUACUUCAAGAGCGGUUGCGCGCGAUACCUUCGGACUUAGAAGAGUUCUUCGAGCACAUACUGGGGUCUGUCGAAAGAAUCUAUCGGAGCCGGAUGGCCAGUACAUUCCUCGCCGCUAUGCGGAGCCCUCAUCAGCUGGAAUUGAUACAUUACUACUUCCUGGAACAAGGCAACCCAACUUUCGGCUUCGAGAUGCCCAGCAUGAGAUGGCGACAUUCCUCGAUACAGAAGCGUGCCGCUCAGACCGAGAGACGACUCAACGGUCGAUUCAAAGGCCUUCUGGAGGCAGCUUCGACGACUGACAUCUCUGCGCAGACCAAGGUGGACUUCCUACAUCGUACGUUGAAUGAUUUCCUCGCUACAAAGCGCAUGAGGGAGAAACUUGGGUUCUGGGCGUCAAAUGAACUCAAUGUCUUUACUGGCAUAAGUAAAGCUCUGAUUGCCGAAUCAAAGUUCAUCGAGCGAAGUUCAUGUCCCUCUAGCCUGAAGCUUGCCGUGGAACUAGCUAGCCAAGGCGCUGUCGAAACAGGCAAUACGGCUGACUGCUUCGAAGUUAUCGACCAGGCAGAGCUAGAGGAGGAGCGCAUACGGCCAUACCACACAACGUGCGGUCUAAAUUGUGACAUCAUCCGGUUUGCAGCUUCCAUUGGCUAUGUGGAGUAUCUGAAAUAUCGAGUGCAGAGGGAUGGCAGUCUUUUGGACCUCAAUCGUAUACUCAAACAUGCUAUAGCCUGCCCCGUCAGUUUCGAUGACACAUACGAGCUGCAUCUACCCUCCUCUAUUGAACGCCGCCGUACAAUCGAUCACUACAACGACCGGUCUCCUCCAUCGGUUUCGAGUUUAGUUGGAAUUGCUAUCAUACCUUCAUUGAUAAAGCAGCUGUUUGAAAUUGGUGUCGACCCUAACUCUGUCGUCGAUGGUGCAUCCAGUUGGAUGACUUUCGCAGACGGUUUGAUAAGAUCAUUGGACGGCAAACAAAAAGACCGAUACUGGGCUGUUUUAGAAAUGUUUCUUGAACAGGGUGUGGAUGUGAACAUGGCGACAGGCAGCUGGAUCGGCAUGCUGACUCGUAUAGAUGCCACAUUGGAGGAUAACCUGCGCACCACUUUGCGAUACUUCAAGCGCCUGUUUGACCGUGGCUUGAAUCCGAACGUCGUCUUGCGAGACACCACACUUACCACAGUCUUCUUACGCACGCUGGCAAGUGACUCUCUGCAUCUCCCAAUCGCUUCGCAGCGCAUCAAACACGAAAUACUGCGAGAGUUCCUCCAACACGGCGCAGACAUCUCCGUCGUAUACCUCGACAGAACCCCUGAUGGAUGGCUUAAUUGUGUAUGUCGCGAAUUAGCAACUCGCCGAUCCGCGUGGAACGAUUUGCUCUUUCCGCGUCUCGAACAAUACCGCAUCUUACUCGAACAUGCAUUGGAUCCCAAUGUGACCGUACAAGGUUAUCGCACGUUAUGGGGCGGUCUUGUCGAAGCCAUGCGUAAUGGUGUCCAGCAACGCAUACACGACGUGGGAUCCUGCCAACCUGUCCGCGAUAUGCUCCAUAUGUCUUUGCAGUAUGGUGCGGAUCCCCAUCUGUUUGAGCUUCAACAGCUCAAGAUAGAAGCUCCAGUCGUUGUCUCAUUCCCUCAUAACGACGUAGACCGAGCGACUAACAGGAGAGUUGAUCACAGGAUAGCCCAGAUCAAGCUGCAACCUUUUGUCCGACCACGAGAUUUCGAUCUUCCGAAGAUAAGAGAUCCCGUGCAUUCGAACAGCCCAUUCUCUUCUGCUGCACAACAAGCGAGGCAGGUCGUGAAACGCGAUCAUAGGCAGGUGUCUCACGGCGGUCGGGGCUCGGAUCCGAAACGUGUUCGGUUUAACUAG
Molecule: messenger RNA, 2004 nt
Organism: Alternaria hordeiaustralica
Lineage: Eukaryota; Fungi; Ascomycota; Dothideomycetes; Pleosporales; Pleosporaceae
Exons: 1
Coding region: 1-2004 (667 amino acids)
Source: RefSeq, a predicted model, not a curated record